AUGGCUGUUUGCACCCCAAAGUUAUUCUUCCCGACUUUGAAGAAUCUGAAGACAAAUUGCAUUUUGACUUCGAUGAGGCUUAAUCUCCCGAAAAAACACGACGUUGAAAAGUUUGCUAAAAAGAAGUACGACGGUUUCUUGAAUUUUCGGGGAGAGGAUACUAGGAACAGCUUCACAUCCCAUCUGUAUGAAGCUUUAGAGAGCAGUGGGCUGACAAUUUUUAAAGACGAUGUGAGUCUCAGAGUAGAAACUGAGAUUUCUACCCAACUUUUAGAGGCCGUUGAAGUAUCAAGAACGGCUAUCCCUAUUUUUUCUGUAGAUUAUGCCUCAUCACCUUGGUGCUUGGACGAACUCGUAAAGAUUAUGGAAUGCAAUAAGAAGUAUGAGCUAUCUGUUGUGCCAGUAUUUUAUGAUGUGGAUCCAUCUGAUGUUCGACACCAAAGGAAUACUUUGGCCAAUUCAUUUGCUAAACUCAAUGAGAAAUACAAGGACCAACCGGAAAGGGUGAAGAGAUGGAAACAAGCCUUAACUGAUGCUGCCAACUUAACUGGGAUCGACGUCAGAAAUAGGUAA
Lycium barbarum (goji berry) is the source of this 573-nucleotide messenger RNA. RefSeq names its product TMV resistance protein N-like. NCBI's taxonomy places the organism in Eukaryota, Viridiplantae, Streptophyta, Magnoliopsida, Solanales, Solanaceae. Gene Ontology annotation, biological process: signal transduction. The transcript has a single exon. The record is from RefSeq and is a predicted model, not a curated record. The coding region runs from base 1 to 573 and encodes 190 amino acids.